UAUUAUAAAUUUAUAUAAAAUGAAAUGAUAUGGCCAUCAAUGAUCGGCAAUCAGGUGCAUAUGUAGUCAGGUAACAAACUUGCAUUGAUGCAUGCAUGAUAAAUCAAUGCAGCGGCGUCUUACGUGUUGUGCAUUAUUUAAUAGAUCCAAUAUCCAACAGGAACUAUUUUUAUUCUUUUCAUUAAAAUUUAAACACAUACUUAUCAUUUAUAAUAACUUAUUAUCAUUAUUAUUUUAUUUGUAUGUAUCCAAGGGAUGUAAGAUAUGCGUAGAAACAAUUGCGCAGAUUAAUUUGCAAUAUUUCGCGUGAUGUAUAACAUAAAAUCGAAAUAUAAUAAAACGACCGCGGUGUUAACGCUCGACAUCAGUUACGCGCCAACCGUAUUCAAGAAAUCAUGAGAUAACGUUUUUACGAAAUUUAACUUAUCGUAGUGACGUUAAUUCUGAUUUUUUGAAGUUUCUUUUAAAUGAUUAAUUACAUACUUUUUAUAUCGGCCGGCAAUAAUUCUCAGUAAAAACUAAUCAGCUCUAGUCUCUUUUAUUUUUUAUUGAUGAUUUCGCCGGGAGCGAUGAUCGUAAAAAUAAAAAAUUUUUUAUCUGUGAAACAUUAAAUUUUAAUUGAAAAUUUUAAACUUGAAGCGCUUGUUGUUAAAUUACAAAGUAAACAAGUGAAUCGCUUAAAAAGGAGUUUAGUGUUUUUUGUAAAUUUAAAAGUGCGCGGAUUUUAUUUCUGAUGUUUUUUUCUGGAAAAAAUUUUUAUUCAAGUGUUUGUCAUUUUAAUUAAUGUGAACAGUGUUUUUUAAAAUUUAUUUUAAAUUCAAUUAAUAGCAAUGACAACUACACUAGAGUCAUGGAACAACUCAUUAUUGACAUUGGAUUCAAAUUUAACAACAAUGAUAACUUUUACCGAUGUAACAACUCCGAAAAAACUUACUGCUGUUCAGCAAAUUAUUCUGACGCUAGUGUUUAUAUUUGGGAUAGUCGGCAAUAUUUCAGCUUUGAUUAUACUUUUUUAUAAAGAUAAGAGGAGAAAUCAUAAGCAUUUGUUGAUGCUGCGAUGCCUGGCCUUUAAUGAUCUGAUCGCUCUUCUGGGCCAAUUGGUUCAAAUGUACGUAGCGACUUACGCACCUUCAAUUGCAACCCAACAAUAUUUUUGCGCAUUAAGAAUACUUUGGCGUACUUUCGGGCUUUUUAGCGGCGGGGUUGCGAUUGUUAUGGCUGUUGAGAGAUGGCUAGCUUUGGCGCGUCCGUUUGUUUAUCAGAAGCACGUGACUUAUCCAAGGAUUGUACAUUUUAUGAUAAUAUUUUGGAUAGCUGCCUUAACAGUGACAAGUUUACCACUAUUUGGAUUUGGAUUAUAUUAUGAUAAUGGGCAGUGUGUUCGUUAUCGUGAGGCCAAAAUGCCAAUAGAUAUUGCCUAUGCGUAUCUAUCUUUUUCUUUUGGAACUUGUCUAUGCUUCUCUAUUGUUUGGUUUAAUUUAGCGGUGACUAAAGUAUUAGGUAAGUUUCGCCAGAAAAAUAAACUAUUAAGAAGAUGUUCACGUGCAGCCUCCCACAAUAAAGCAUUUUCACCUUCAAAAACUUUUUCGCUGGGAGAAGUUGGUUCUACUUGUGAAGAAAGAGCAUUUGCUAGAUUGAUGACUGUUCUUUCUACAUCAUUUGUAAUUUGCUGGAUGCCUCACAUGAUUACAAUACCUGUAGCUCAAUAUUACUUGAGUUUAAAAGAAACCACGACUGUAAUAAAAAAAAGUAUUAAAAUAUUUUUCCAAAUAGCCGAUGUACUACUUGGUGUCCAUUUUACCCUGGAUCCAUAUUUUUACGUACUGCUGCGUAUGCCGAAGAAUAAAUUUUCGCUAUUAAAACACUUGUGCAGAAUUUGUUGGCCGGCUCGAAGUCGUUCAAGCUCUUCGAGUGACCAUCAUGAUCACAGUGGUGAAGAUCCUCCGACUCCAAUUACUGAAGUACCACUUACUUCAAUUAUUGCAGAACAUCAAGAUUUAUUGCACUUAAAUACGCUUCCACUAAACUCAAAGUUAUUUGUCAUAAACGAAUGAUCAAGAUGCUACUGUCUAGUUAUUAUAAUUAAAUUAUUUAUUAAUAAGGACUGAGACAAAACGGAAACGUUGAAAAAUAUCAUUUUACUAAUUUAUGAUAUUGCGUGCCUAGAGGUAAAAGGGUGUAUAGCUAAGGGUUAACAGGGAUUUGUACUGAAAGGGCGUAUAAAAAUUUUUUUUUUUGCUAUUCGGUUUGAAAUUGUCUGAAACGUAAAAAUCUGUGAAAAAAAAAGUCGGUAUCCUAAAGCUGAAAGGGCGUAUCUCAAGACAUACACCCUUUCAGCUUUUAAAAGUAUUACUUAAAGAUAAAAGGGUGCAUAAAAAAAAAUGUAGUUUUGAUACCAAAUUUUAAAUAUUGA
Molecule: messenger RNA, 2413 nt
Organism: Cotesia glomerata
Lineage: Eukaryota; Metazoa; Arthropoda; Insecta; Hymenoptera; Braconidae
Product: prostaglandin E2 receptor EP2 subtype
Exons: 7
Coding region: 831-2054 (407 amino acids)
Biological process (GO): inflammatory response; adenylate cyclase-activating G protein-coupled receptor signaling pathway; positive regulation of cytosolic calcium ion concentration
Cellular component (GO): plasma membrane
Molecular function (GO): G protein-coupled receptor activity
Source: RefSeq, a predicted model, not a curated record